AAACUAAAACAAUCGUGUCGGUUGACUGCAUGUUCGCGUUUUAUCAGUAAGUUGGUAUUUUUACAAUUUUUCGAGUAGUAGAAUGGUUUGCAUUGUUACAUCUAUGCGAUUAAAUGCAUUGAUGAUGGAUUAUUACCUUAUCGACUCAUCGGUAUAGUAAUAUUUAAUUGAUUUAUGCAUUGUCGUUAUGAUAAAUUGAGCUUUGCAACAUUUUAAUCGUUAAUUCGAAGGUCAAGUAAACCUUAUAGAACUCUAUAAAAUAAUAUUGCUGACGCGUUAGAUUCAUUAAGGUUUCUCUGUUUUCUCGUGUGUGGCUACAAAUAAUUCGUAGAUACAGAAGAAACAUGGAAACUACGAAAUUGAAAUGAAAGUAAUAUACUACAAAAAUCAGUUGCGCAAUAUGGAGCUGUACAUUCGUGAAUUCAACAAUAUUAAUCAUACAAACUUCAAACUGCAAGACAUAUUCUGCACCGAUUGUAAGAGAGGGUGCAAUUGGCCGUGUGUAGCACCCACACUUACGAAAAUAUUAAGUGAUGCCCUAUUUCCUUGCAUUUUUGACGAGUGUAACUUCAAGGGGGCGUUGUUAGAUUAUCAGCAGCAUGCCAAGCUGUGCCUGUUCCGGCCAAUAAUUUGCCCUAUUGACAAAGUAAAGUAUAAGAAUGCGUCAGAACUUAUUAAGCAUUUAUCGGGACACAACGACGUGAAAAAAAUAGCACUUGAAUCAUUCUCAACUACAAUUGAGUUACAUUCAAUCAAACAGAAGGAUGGAAUUAUUUUGGCUGAUUAUCUGCACCACUAUUUUGUAAUAUCAGUCAAAUUUAAUGAGGAGAAUCUUUCUAUAUGUGUGGGAUAUCACUUGCCUCGCGCAUCUGCACUAAAGAAAACAUUCUCGGUGGUUCAUGCAUAUAACAAAGGCCAAAUUUCGCAGAAAGCAGACAUGAUACCCUUGGCAACACUUUUUAAUUGCGAGAAUAAUGCUGAUAACUGUGUAUUGUUCAAGACUAACCUAAUGCCGGAAAAUGCAACAUUGACGAUUCACUUUUCUGAUUUCGAAAAUGUUGGAAUCAAAUUAGAUGAUUGCCCAAUUUGCUUAGAGCAAAUUCUUGGUGCUAUUAGGCUAUGCACGAAUGCUCAUGCAGUUUGUGAGCCAUGCGCUACAAAAAUUACUUCAUGUCCAAUAUGUAGAGAAAAAAUGGUUGCAACUAAAGUUGAUCUGAGAUAUGUCUUAUCGGAUCAGAGUUUCUCUUGUUUGAAUGCAGAUAAAGGAUGUUGUAUAAUAUUGAAGUUAAAAGAACGUGCUGAACAUAACAGCGUAUGUUCUUUUCGAAAACUUACCUGUUCUGAUUGCAAUGUUGAUUUUGUAGCACAUGAAUUGUGCACUCAUUUCAUUAACAAGCAUACGCUGCUGAAAAACUUUUCUACCGUGAUUUGGACUUUUGGAGAUGAUUCAGAUGAAUCAAAAUUCAUAUUGUACAGGUCAAAAGUGUUUUGUGUUCGAAUGAUGUUUGAUUAUGAGAGUGAGACUCUACAUUUUUUAGCGCAAUUGUUUAAUAUUGACGAUAACAAUGAUUGUGCCACAAAUUAUCGUUACGAGAUUAAUUUAAUGCAGGGCAAUGAUACAAUUGCAAGUGUUGGCAAUGUUUGCACGAGUAGCACGAACAAAAGAAAAACGUUUAGCAGCAAUUACACUUCAACUGUUUAUAAUUCGACUAUAAAUUUAUCUGCAUGCAAAAAUUUUGCUUUCAAUGAUGGUAUUUGGACUAUUGAAUGUUGCUAUAAUAUAUUUCAAAAUCAAUAUCGUACACCAAUGUGAAUAAGACAUUUUUUAUGUAGCAAGUAGCUUUCGGGUUGGGAAGAAAUAUAAAAAGUCAAAAAAUCAAAAAUUAUGUUAAUUUUGUCAGCAGCAUUUUCAAUUGUUUAGAAAUAAAUAAUAUAACCUAAUAUUUUGUAAAAUUAUUAUAUGUGAAUCUAUCUAUAAAAUAAAAAUGAAUUGCAAAAUCUGUUA
Molecule: messenger RNA, 2005 nt
Organism: Dalotia coriaria
Lineage: Eukaryota; Metazoa; Arthropoda; Insecta; Coleoptera; Staphylinidae
Exons: 2
Coding region: 365-1813 (482 amino acids)
Biological process (GO): proteasome-mediated ubiquitin-dependent protein catabolic process; multicellular organism development
Cellular component (GO): cytoplasm
Molecular function (GO): zinc ion binding; ubiquitin protein ligase activity; ubiquitin conjugating enzyme binding
Source: RefSeq, a predicted model, not a curated record